UGUAAAUACUUACUAUAGUUGGUAAAUCGUUUAAGGCCGCCACGCCCCCUUCGGCUAUAGAUGGGGGGCUUUCUGCACGCCAGAUUGGCCAGUUAGUGGUUAGUGUUAGUUUGGCCAUGCCGCAGGGCGAGACAUUCCAUCGGGCGGUCUCGAAAGUUCUCUUUAUUUCACAAAUCUAUGGAUUGCUGCCGGUGAGCAAUGUACGCGCUUUGGAUGUAUCCGAUAUUCGAUUUCGUUGGUUUUCCUCGCGCAUUUUCUACUCCUGCCUCAUUUUAAUCCUAAAUAUUUGCGAAUUCGGCACCGUCAUCAACUAUGUCAUCAAGGUGGCCAUUAAUUUUCACACCUCCAGCACCCUUUCCCUGUAUAUCGUGUGUCUUUUGGAGCAUCUCUUCUUCUGGCGACUGGCCAUCCAAUGGCCCAGGAUCAUGCGAAUUUGGAGCAGUGUGGAGCAGCUCUUCUUAAGGGUUCCCUAUCGAUUCUACGGGGAGUACAAGAUGAAGAAGCGCAUCUAUGUUGUGUUUGCCAUAGUCAUGUCAUCCGCUUUGGUGGAACACUGUCUUUUGCUGCUCAAUUCAUUUCAUUUAAGCAAUUUGGAACGUACCCAGUGCAAAAUCAAUGUUACCUAUUUGGAGAGCAUCUACAAGUGGGAGCGUCCACAUCUCUACAUGAUCCUGCCCUACCAAAUUUGGCUAUUGCCCAUUUUAGAGUGGGUUAACCAGACAAUUGCCUAUCCGCGUUCCUUCACCGACUGUUUUAUUAUGUGUAUUGGCAUUGGCUUGGCUGCCAGAUUUCAUCAGCUCUAUCGUCGAAUUGCUGCUGUUCAUAGGAAAGUAAUGCCAGCUGUGUUUUGGACAGAAGUUCGGGAACAUUACCUGGCCUUAAAGCGACUUGUGCAUCUUUUAGAUGCUGCCAUAGCUCCAUUAGUGCUCCUGGCCUUUGGCAAUAACAUGUCCUUUAUUUGCUUUCAGCUGUUUAAUAGCUUCAAAAACAUAGGAGUGGACUUUCUGGUAAUGGUGGCCUUUUGGUAUUCCCUAGGUUUUGCCGUGGUCCGCACCUUGCUGACUAUUUUUGUGGCCUCUUCGAUAAAUGAUUACGAACGAAAGAUUGUCACGGCCUUAAGGGAUGUGCCCUCCAGAGCUUGGUCUAUAGAAGUUCAGCGCUUUAGUGAGCAGUUGGGCAACGAUAUGACAGCUCUUUCCGGCAGCGGAUUCUUCUACCUCACCCGCUCACUUGUCCUCGCUAUGGGCACCACAAUUAUCACCUAUGAGCUCAUGAUAUCGGAUGUCAUCAACCAAGGUUCCAUUAGGCAAAAGACUCAAUACUGCAGGGAGUUUUAGAUUCCGGAAUUUAGCACUCGAAAUUACAAUUCAAAAGCACAUUUAGUCACAAGUGUCACGCCCAUGCACCUGCACCGAAUCCGCAUUCGCGAGAUCCUAAUCUGCAAAUGGAUUGGCAUACGCCCCCUUGUUCAUGGUGUGUCCUUUGCACUUAAAGGACCUUUUUUGCAUUUGCCAUCAAACAGCCAAGCCAUGAAGCAGUCUGGACAAAGAGGCACCAGAAACACACUUCAGCAUGGAAUUGGUCCUGUUUUGGUUAUAGCGCAGUUCUUUGGCGUGUUGCCAGUUUCGGGGAUUUGGCCAAGUUCGCGACCGGAGAAAGUUCGCUUUCGCUGGAUUUCUGCAUCCUUUCUGGCUGCCCUUAUCCUCUUCUGUUUUUCUAUUGUGGACUGCGCCUUAUCCUCCAAAGUUGUGCUCGAUAAUGGCCUGAAAAUAUAUACCAUAGGAUCCCUUAGCUUCAGCGUUAUCUGCAUUUUCUGCUUCGGGGUUUUCCUGCUGCUAUCCCGCCGUUGGCCAUAUAUCAUCCGCAGGACGGCGGAGUGUGAGCAGAUCUUCCUGGAGCCCGCCUACGAUUGCAGGCAUGGGCGUGGUUACUCUAGUCGCCUCCGACUUUGGGGCGUCUGCCUCCUGGUGUUUGCCCUCUGUGAGCACUCCACGUAUGUGGGAAGUGCCCUCUACAACAAUCAUCUGGCCAUUGUGGAGUGCAAGUUGAAGGUGGACUUUUGGCAAAACUAUUUCCAGAGGGAGCGGCAGCAACUAUUCCUCGUCAUGCACUUCAGUGCCUGGUGGAUACCCUUCAUUGAAUGGACCACUCUAUCGAUGACUUUUGUGUGGAACUUUGUAGACAUUUUCCUGAUCCUCAUCUGCCGCGGUAUGCAAAUGAGAUUCCAGCAGUUGCACUGGCGCAUUCGACAGCAUUCAAAAACACAAAUGCCAAAUGAAUUUUGGCAAAGAAUACGCUCUGAUCUCCUGGAUCUCAGUGAUCUUCUGGCGAUUUACGACAAGGAAUUAUCUGGGUUGAUAGUUCUUUCCUGUGCCCACAACAUGUACUUUAUAUGCGUGCAGAUAUAUCACAGUUUUCAAUCCAAAGGCAACUAUGCGGAUGAGUUAUAUUUCUGGUUUUGCCUCUCGUAUGUCAUCAUUCGAGUUCUAAACAUGAUGUUUGCUGCAUCUUCUAUUCCUCAAGAAUCCAGGGAAAUAUCAUAUACCCUUUAUGAAAUACCCACUGAGUUUUGGAGUGUGGAACUAAGGCGCCUUAAUGAGAUUUUUCUCUCAGAUCAUUUUGCCCUCAGUGGCAAGGGGUACUUUCUACUAACUAGACGUUUGAUAUUUGCGAUGGCUGCCACUUUGAUGGUCUACGAACUGGUGCUGAUCAACCAAAUGGCCGGCUCCGAAGUGCAGAAAAACUUUUGCGAGGGCGGCGUGGGCUCCUCCAAGAGCAUAUUUUCCUAG
Messenger RNA from Drosophila gunungcola (fruit fly), 2789 nucleotides. RefSeq lists its product as uncharacterized. The record is from RefSeq and is a predicted model, not a curated record. Gene Ontology annotation, molecular function: sweet taste receptor activity. Gene Ontology annotation, biological process: detection of chemical stimulus involved in sensory perception of taste; sensory perception of sweet taste. NCBI's taxonomy places the organism in Eukaryota, Metazoa, Arthropoda, Insecta, Diptera, Drosophilidae. Gene Ontology annotation, cellular component: membrane. The transcript has 11 exons.